AUGACCACUUGCUACGUCAGUGCUGCCACCAUUCAGGCCAAGGCUGUCGUCGCGCACGCCGUCGCCAACCCCGGGAUGGCCCUGCUCGCGGCUGCCCUGCUGGCUGCUGUUGUUGCUGGGCUGGUCUCCGCUCGUGCUUCGUACAUUCGCACUGGCGGCAAGUCGAUCCCGGAUCUCAACCUCCCGCGCCCCGUCGAGAUCACUGCCGACUGGAAGCCCUCGUUCAUUGAGGUCAACGAUUGCAAGUCUCCCUCCAACCCGCGGAUGAUCCAGUGCUACGACCCGACUACCGGCUACUUCCUGGGCAACAUUCCGGCCAUGAACAAGGCCGAUGUCGAUGGCAUCAUCAAGCGCGCCUAUGAGGUCGGCGCUGUCUGGGCCAAGACCACCUUCGCCGAGCGUCGCCGGGUCCUGCUGACCCUGCAGAAGUACAUCAUCGCCAACCAGGACAUGCUGGCCAAGAUCGCCUCGCGCGAUUCCGGCAAGACCACUGUCGACUCGUCCUUCGGCGAGAUCCUCGUCACUCUGGAGAAGAUCCGCUGGACCGUGUCCGAGGGUGAGGCUGCCCUCAAGACCGAGUAUCGCAAGCCGCCUGCUCUGAUGAUGCACCGCAUCGCCCAGGUCCAGUACGAGCCUCUCGUUGCUGUCGGCGCGAUUGUCUCCUGGAACUACCCCCUGCACAACCUGAUCUCGCCGCUGAUUUCCUCCAUGUUCGCCGGUAACGCCACCGUGGUCAAGGUCAGCGAGCAUACCUCCUGGUCGGCUACCUUCUUCGCCAACAUGAUCCGCGCGGCUUUCGUCGCCUGUGGCCACAGCCCGGACCUGCUGCAGAUCGUGACCGGCUUCGCUGAUGCCGGUGAUGCCCUGGUGCGCGGUGGUCUGCGCAAGAUCACCUUCAUCGGGUCCCCCUUCGUCGGCAAGAAGAUCAUGAACGCCGCGUCGGACAACCUGACCCCGGUGAUCCUGGAGCUCGGCGGCAAGGACCCGAUUAUCCUGUGCGACGACUGCAACCUCGGUCAGGCGGUCAACCUCACCAUGCGUGGCACCUUCCAGAACUCCGGCCAGAACUGCAUCGGCAUCGAGCGUGUCAUCGUCCACAAGAAGAUCUACGACCAGUAUGUGGAGGCGGUCAAGCCCAAGGUGGAGGCUCUUCGCCAGGGGUCCCCUCUGGAGGACAUCGACGUGGACGUUGGCGCCAUGCGUAUGGUUAGCGAACUCGAUCGCCUCGAGGCCCUGGUUGACGAUGCCGUGUCCAAGGGCGCCCGUCUGCUGGUCGGUGGUAGCCGGUCGCUCGUCUCCAAGUGGCCCAAGGGCCAGUACUUCGCCCCGACCCUGCUCGUGGACGUGACCACCGACAUGAAGAUCGCCAACCAGGAGGUCUUCGGGCCGAUUCUGCUGGUCAUGCGUUUCGAGGAUGACGAUGACGCGGUGCGCAUCGCCAACUCCACCACCUUCGGCCUGGGGUCCAGCGUCUUCAGCAUGGAUACCGCCCGGACCAAGUCCAUCAUCAGCCGUCUGGAUGUUGGCAUGAGCAACCAGAACGACUAUGCCGUCAACUACCUGUGCCAGUCUCUGCCCUUCGGUGGUGUGAAGGACUCCGGCUUCGGGUGCAUCGGUGGUUACGAGGGUCUCCGUGGCCUGUGCCAUGCCAAGGUGGUCACCCUGGACCGGUUCCCCUUCGUCCAGACCGACCUGCCGCCCCUGCUGCAGUACCCGAUCUCGCGUGUGUCCCCGGACUUCACCACCGCCCUGUGCUCCUUCUUCUAUGGCUCCGGCGUCGGGAACUUCCUGACCUCGGCCCUGAAGCUGGCCUCGCUGGCUGCCUCGGCCCCGGCUCCCAAGAAGAAGGACUAA
Molecule: messenger RNA, 1854 nt
Organism: Fonticula alba
Lineage: Eukaryota; Rotosphaerida; Fonticulaceae
Exons: 5
Coding region: 1-1854 (617 amino acids)
Molecular function (GO): aldehyde dehydrogenase (NAD+) activity
Source: RefSeq, a predicted model, not a curated record